Molecule: messenger RNA, 1820 nt
Organism: Drosophila teissieri
Lineage: Eukaryota; Metazoa; Arthropoda; Insecta; Diptera; Drosophilidae
Product: probable pyruvate dehydrogenase E1 component subunit alpha, mitochondrial
Exons: 2
Coding region: 155-1624 (489 amino acids)
Biological process (GO): pyruvate decarboxylation to acetyl-CoA
Cellular component (GO): intracellular membrane-bounded organelle
Molecular function (GO): pyruvate dehydrogenase (acetyl-transferring) activity
Source: RefSeq, a predicted model, not a curated record
GAUUUUAUUGUCGUUUUCCAUUUGGUUAAGUAAAAAUCCCUUUUUCACCAAUUUCCGAACAUUUUCAAAAUUUAACUGCGCGGCUAUUGUCCAUUUGGCUAAAGGUUCAUUUCGGUGUCCAGGUGUUUGGAAAUAGUGAUCAGGGCUAGGGCCAAUGAUGAAGCCCAGCUGCGUCCGCGUGGUGAUGAGAUGCAGUGGAGCCCGCUCCAUCCUCGAGAGCAAUAUCCUGUGCAGGAUCAUAGGCCGCCACAAGUGUAGCUGCCUGACCCUGGAGAACACGUUCAAGUGCUACGACCUGGAGAAUGGGCCCACCAUGGACGUGGAGCUGUCCAGGGAUGACGCCCUGGCGAUGUACACGCAGAUGCUGGAGCUGCGCCGCUUCGAGACGGUGGCGGGCAACUACUACAAGGAGCGCAAAAUCCGUGGGUUCUGUCACUUGUACAACGGUCAGGAGGCAGUGGCCGUGGGCAUGAAGCAGCGUUUAAGGUCCUGCGACUCGGUCAUAACGGCAUACCGUUGUCACGCCUGGACCUAUUUGAUGGGGGUGUCCAUGCACGAAAUUAUGGCGGAAUUGUUCGGCGUCCGGAGCGGUUGCAGCCGUGGCAAAGGAGGCUCCAUGCACAUGUACAGCGAUAGGUUCUAUGGCGGCAACGGUAUCGUUGGCGCUCAAGUGCCGCUCGGUGCUGGGAUUGCGCUGGCCCACAGGUAUCGCAAGGACAACGGCGUGGCGGUGGUGCUGUAUGGCGAUGGUGCCGCCAAUCAGGGCCAGGUCUUCGAGUCCUACAACAUGGCCAAGCUGUGGUGCCUGCCCUGCAUUUUCGUCUGCGAGAACAAUCACUACGGCAUGGGCACCCAUGUGAGGCGCGCCUCUGCCAUGACCGAGUUCUACAUGCGUGGCCAGUAUAUCCCCGGUCUUUGGGUGGAUGGCAAUCAGGUGCUGGCCGUGCGCAGCGCCACCCAGUUCGCCGUGGACCAUGCCCUCAAUCACGGACCCAUUGUGCUCGAGAUGAGCACCUAUCGCUAUGUGGGGCACUCCAUGUCCGAUCCGGGCACCUCGUAUCGCUCGCGGGACGAAGUUCAAGCGGCGAGGGAGAAAGGCGAUCCGAUCACCAGUUUUCGCAGCCAGAUCAUCGCAUUGUGUCUCGCCGACGAGGAGGAGCUGAAGGUGCUAGAGGAUAAGACGAAGAAGCAGGUCGAUGGCAUCUGCAAGAAGGCGACCACCGACAAGGAGGUGGAGCUGCACGAGCUGCACACCGAUAUCUAUGCGAAGAAUGUGGAUGGCAAGAUCCGGGGCGUGUCCGGAUUCCAUUUGGAUCACAUCAAGCUGGCGGAAGUGUGCUUUGGCAAGCCGCGGAAGACGCCGGCCUGCGAGAUCAACGAUGUGCCAGUGGGCGCCGCGAUCGACGUGGCCAAGGCCAAGGAGCGCAAGGCCGAGCAGGAUGCCAAGAAGGCCCAAAAGGCCAAGGAGGACGCCAAGGGUAAAGGUAAAGGCGACCCGAAGGGCGCUGACUCCAAGCCGCCCAAGGCAGAAGAUGGCGAUAAGAAGGCCAAGUCAUCUGCACCUGCACCACCAGCAGCUAAAACACCACCAGCCACUAAGGAGCCACCUGCCCCCAAAAAGUAGGAUGCCCCCGCGCCAGGAAUGUGGGGCAACAUUGCAGCUUUUCACCAAGCUGAAAGUUUCGCAAGAGUGCUUUAGCUGAUUUCUGAACCCAAAAGACGCAAGCAAAUGUAUGUAAACUACAGUAUGAAUCUGUUUCAAGCUGGCAAAAGCCAACGAAAUAUAUUUAUUAUAUUAGAUAAGCACUUUUAAAACGUAA